AUGAAGGCUGAAGGACAGCGAAAUGCUUAUGAGAAAGCCCUGUUCAAUACACAGGAGCAGCGCCACAAGCUAAGGGAGCGCAGGGUCAAGUCUAUUACCGACUACACCAGGGACGAAUAUGUUAGUAUGUUCGAGAACCCUUAUGAGACGGUGGCAGUGCGACAGCGCCCUUGGCAGCUGUUUCUACGACCUACAAUUGCACCUGGAUGGGAGGGUCAUAAGCGGUAUGAUCAGGGACGGGAGUGGGAUGCUAAGUUCGAGGAGGAGCGUCUCGAGGCUGAGAGGGAGGCAGCUCGUAACGAGGCGAGUGGCUCGAGAUACUCUUUCCGCCGCCGCUAG
Molecule: messenger RNA, 339 nt
Organism: Colletotrichum spaethianum
Lineage: Eukaryota; Fungi; Ascomycota; Sordariomycetes; Glomerellales; Glomerellaceae
Exons: 1
Coding region: 1-339 (112 amino acids)
Source: RefSeq, a predicted model, not a curated record